Dictyostelium discoideum AX4 is the source of this 1482-nucleotide messenger RNA. RefSeq names its product transmembrane protein 184A (gene tmem184A). The transcript is spliced from 4 exons. Gene Ontology annotation, cellular component: plasma membrane; membrane. The record is from RefSeq and is a predicted model, not a curated record. Gene Ontology annotation, biological process: transmembrane transport. Bases 1 to 1482 code for a protein of 493 amino acids. NCBI's taxonomy places the organism in Eukaryota, Evosea, Eumycetozoa, Dictyosteliales, Dictyosteliaceae.
AUGACACAAGAAUCAUCUUCAUCUAAUCAUUAUGUAGAUGAAAGUAGUUUUGACAACAACAAUAAUAAUAAUAAUAAUGGAGGUGAAGGAAGUAGUAAUGAAAUUUUAAUUAGAAUACCAUUUCUACAUGACUCAGUGCCAGCAUUAUAUGCAAUGUUUGCGUUGGCAUCAUUGUUUGUAUUAUUGGCAACAAUAUUAUCAGCACAUUUAAUUUAUAAACAUUUAAAAUAUUAUACACAACCAGAUCAUCAACGUUAUAUUGUUAGAAUAGUAUUCAUGAUACCUAUUUAUGCUAUUUAUUCUUUAUUAUCUUUACUUUUACACAAUUAUCAAGUUUAUUUCGCUUUGUUAAGAGAUUGUUACGAAGCCUAUGUAUUAUAUAUGUUUUUUGCGUUAUGCGUUAGUUAUGGAGGAGGUGAUAAAAAUUUAGUUACACACUUUACUUCACAUCCUGUAAUGAGAUUGCCAAUGCCAUUGUUUUUCAAAUUUAAACCAAACGAAGCAUUUUUACAAGUUUGUAGAAUGGGAAUGUUACAAUAUGUUUUAGUUAGACCAGCAGUAACAUUAGCAUCAGCAAUAUUUGAAAUAUUUGGGUUAUAUGAUGAAGGUAGUUAUGCAAUCAAUAGAUUUUACUUUUAUAAUGCAUUCAUUAUCAAUGUUUCAGUAACUGUUGCAUUGUAUAUUGUUGUAUUAUUCUAUCAAGCAGCGGCUGAAGAAUUGGCACCCUAUAAACCAUUAUUAAAGUUUACAUCAAUUAAAAUCGUCGUAUUCUUUUGUUUUUGGCAAUCGAUUGCUAUCUCUGGUAUGACAAAUUUUGGUUGGAUUCCAACUCUUGAUGGUUGGAAUUCUGGUGAAGUUUCAACUGGUUUACAAAACUUUUUAAUUUGUUUUGAAAUGUUUGGAGUUGCAAUAUUACAUCAAUAUGCCUUCCCAUAUGAAUUAUAUAGGGUAAGAGCAUUUAGUGCAGCACCAUUAAUUCAUAGAGUUGAAAUGGGUACAGUAUUUAAGAGUGUAAUAAAUUCAGUAAGUCAAAAGGAUAUGGUAAAGGAAACUGUUAAAUCAUUUAAAGGAACAAAGAUUACAGAUGGUAAAACAGGUUUAUAUAGUGGUUUAAAAGAUGAAGUUUUCAAUGAAUUUGAUAUUGAAGAAAUUGAAAUGGGUGAUUUUACUUCUGCAAAUGAUAAUAAUAAUUUUGAUGAUUUCGAUUUUUCUGAAAAUAAUAUAAAUAGUAAUAACAAGGAUAAUAAUAGUAGUAUUUAUAAUGAUGGUGCUUCAAAAAAGAACCAUAUUGGUUCUGCAAUUUUAGCAGGUGGUGGUGGAGGAGGUAAAAAAGAUAAUGAUUUAAUUACUGAUGAUGAUUUCUUUUCAUUAAUGAAUAAUGAUUAUGCAAAUAUUGAUUUUAGUAAUUUCGAUCAAGAUGCUUUAGAAGAAAUGAAUUUUGAUGAUGAUGAUGAUGACAUGGCAUUCACUGCAAGAAGAUAA